AUGACGGUCACCGCUACGGAUGCUGACACGGGUUGCGGACGCAACCUCCACUCCGAUUUGUUUUCGUUGAAUGGCCUUCCGGCAUCGGCUGCAGCACCGCCGCUGUCUCUGCUCAUCGCCAGUGAGCCUUCGCCUAGCAGCUGGCACGCCAAUUUGACCGUAUCGCAGUCGCAUGCCUUCGCGUCGCUCCUUCACCAAGUCGACGAACCUAGCGCUUUCGUUCCCUUCGGCAUCCCGUAUCUCGCCUCACUUGCUCGACCGCCCACCUCCUUGGUUCUCGGCUUCGUUCGGCUCGGCACCUUUGCAUCUGCUUCGCAUCGCUCCUUGUUCCUGUCUCUGCCUAUCGCCUCGACCGACUCUGCCGCCGCCGCCGCCGCCUUCGCCGACUUGACCGCCUGCGGUCCAACCACGCAUCACCGUGCCGACGGCCUUGUUGCAUCUGCAAAAUUCGGCGCACACCUCACCGGUCUCUCCGCCUCACGCCCUCUUUCGUACCCUUACCACGCUGUCUCAGAAAGCACGCUUGCGUCCGCUCACUCAUUUGUCUUCAACCGCAAACGACCUUUCCCUCGAACAAACAACCCAUCUCUCGUUCGUCCUUCUCGCACACUCCGCCCCUUCAAUAUGGCAGACGAACAGCCCCAGUGCAGUGGACCCGGCGAUAACUUCACCGGCUCCAUCGGUCUCCGCGUAGGCGCCAUCUUUAUCCUUUGGGUCUCGUCCACCGUGGUGACGCUCUUCCCCAUCCUUACCCGCCGCGUGCCCCGCCUCCAUAUCCACCGCGAAGUCUUUGACUUUGCAAAGUACUUUGGCUCCGGCGUCAUCAUCGCCACCGCCUUCAUCCACCUAUUGGCACCGGGUGUCGAGGAACUCAGCUCGCCAUGUCUCAACGACCACUUCCAGAACUACCCCUUCGCCUUCGCCUUUGCCAUGAUCGCGCUCUUCGCCGUCUUUGUCGUCGAGCUCUUUGCCUACCGUCUCGGCUCGAAAUGGGCCAACAAGCUCGCCUACAACCCGCACAUGGGCGGCCACCAUCAUGCGCUCGAACACCACGGCGGCCUUGACCACGACCACGCCCACGAACACCACGACCACAACCACGGUCACGUCGCUCCUGCAGCCAAGAACGCCCCUUCCGAAGACCUCGAGGGCUCUGCCGCCGACGUCUCUCGCUCAUCCCCCGCUGCCGAGGCCAAGAGUAUCGACGAUGCCAGUACCGCCGUCGCUCUCUCGUCCCAGGCAUCCGAGAUCGUCGGUGUGCUCAUCCUCGAGUUCGGCGUCAUCUUCCACUCGGUCAUCAUCGGCAUCACGCUCGGCACCACCACCGACUUCACCGUGCUCUUCAUCGUCAUCAUCUUCCACCAGAUGUUCGAGGGUCUCGGUCUCGGCUCCCGUCUGGCAUUCCUGCCGCUCAAGAUGACCUCCUGGAUUCCCGUCAUCGGCGGUCUCGCCUACGGCCUCGUCACUCCCAUCGGCCUCGCCAUCGGCCUCGGCAUCCGCAACACCUACAACGGCGACUCGGCCACCGCCAAUUACGUGACCGGCACCUUUGACUCGAUCUCGGCCGGUAUCCUAUUGUACACCGGCACGGUCGAAUUGCUCGCGCACGAGUUCAUCUUCAACGAGAGGAUCCGCACCGCCUCGCUCACCAAGCUCUCGGUCAGCAUCGUCGAGAUGAUGGCCGGCGCAGGUCUCAUGGCUCUGCUUGGCCGAUGGGCCUCCGGACAGACGAGCAGACGCCGAGACUUUGUCGACAAGCAUCGCCCCGUGCGCUCAUCUCGCGCUCCCGCUUCCGCACCUCCAGCAAGCAGUGUGCCUUCCUCGCUUCAUCUCGACACACCCCUCGCUAUCAGUCUCGAGUUCGUCAUCGUCCUCCGCUUCGCCAUCGCAGCCUACAUCAUCCUUGUCUUCAUCGACCGACCUCUUCGUUCGAAUCGAGUUAGCAACAUGGCGUUCUUCACUGGUGGUAGCCGCUUCCACACUGUCAAGCGAUCGGGCUCCCCCGCCUCUUCGGACGACGGCAAGUCGAAGCUGCUUCCCAUGCUCGACGAGAUCGAUGCGCUCGACGAGAGCAACGCGGGCGACGAGGACAACACGGUCGACGAGAGCAACACCAUCGUUGAAGACAUCAAGCCCGUCAAGCCCGAGGCGGGUUCCUCUUCUCCCUCAGCUGGCGAGAGGAAGACCCGCCGCCGCACCACCGAAGGUGAACAGCACGCCAUCAUGGCCAUGGCUAUGGCAGGCAAGAAGCCCGCCGAAAUCGCCAGCAUCCUUGGCCUUCUCCCGAACACCGUGCAGAAGCUCAUCACUCGCAAGCAAAAGCAGGCCCUCGGCAUGAUGAACCUCGAGCAGCUCGGAAAGACCUCUCCUGGCAAGAGCAAGACUCGCCGCCCGUGCCUUCGUCGCUCCAUCAUAGCUCCCUCCUCCCUUCCUCCAUCCCCUAUCCCCUCGCUCCUCCUUCCCAGCUCCGCCUUAUCGCCGAGCAGCUUGCAUACUCGUUGGUCGACACCACUGACGACACACCUUUGCACCCUCAGCCCUUCGUAUCCGCCUUACUCACCGCUCGUCGUCAUGUCGACCUACAGUGGUGCUAGCAGCUGCACCACGGGCAGCACGGGAGCUCCCUCCGAGUCCGAGCUCACCACCAGCUCCGCCUGGUCCGAGUGCGAGUACCCCUCGUCGGAGACUUCCGAGACGGAGAUCAUCGAGCUCGACUCGGACUCGGACACGGACACGACCAUUAUGGUUGACGACAGCGAGUCGUGCUACUCGCGCGCGGGCAGCGUCGACUCUUCGGUGAUGCUGCUCGCCACCGUCCGUGGCACCAGCCCCGCCCUGUCCAUCGAUAUCAACGACGCCAAGGACCACAAGGUCAAGGCGGAGGCUAAGCCGCGCGGUGGCCGUGCUGGUGGUAACCGAAGGCUGAGCGAGUCCGAGCAGACGCAGAUUGUGAUGCUGCGCGAGAAGGGCUGGACGUUCCGUGCGAUCGCCGAGGUGCUCGACUGCUCGAUCAGCACCGUCAAGAGCUUCGUCUCCCGUCGCAACCAGAAGAUGAACAAGUUCAUCGCAACGCUCCCCGGCGCAGCCGGCGCCAGCAACGCCCACGGUGCUAGGUCGGGCACUACCCGUGGCCGUCGUACUGGUGUCAAGAACGGAGUCAAGAACGAGCGCGACGUUGGCAUCGGCGGAUCCCGCUUCAUCAAGAAGGACGAGCCCUAA
Moesziomyces antarcticus is the source of this 3219-nucleotide messenger RNA. RefSeq names its product ZIP zinc/iron transport family. The coding region runs from base 1 to 3219 and encodes 1072 amino acids. Gene Ontology annotation, cellular component: plasma membrane. The transcript is spliced from 9 exons. Gene Ontology annotation, molecular function: zinc ion transmembrane transporter activity. NCBI's taxonomy places the organism in Eukaryota, Fungi, Basidiomycota, Ustilaginomycetes, Ustilaginales, Ustilaginaceae. Gene Ontology annotation, biological process: zinc ion transmembrane transport. The record is from RefSeq and is a predicted model, not a curated record.